This is a messenger RNA of Rhizoctonia solani, 3963 nucleotides long. RefSeq names its product ABC transporter. Gene Ontology annotation, cellular component: membrane. Gene Ontology annotation, molecular function: ATP hydrolysis activity; ABC-type transporter activity; ATP binding. The transcript is spliced from 31 exons. Lineage: Eukaryota; Fungi; Basidiomycota; Agaricomycetes; Cantharellales; Ceratobasidiaceae. Bases 1 to 3963 code for a protein of 1320 amino acids. The record is from RefSeq and is a predicted model, not a curated record.
AUGGCCGGCGAGACGAGUGCUGAUGCGCUGCCUCCGCCGCCUAUGUAUGAUCUCGUAGUGGAUGGGUAUACAAUUGCUAUCCCGCCCCCUCGGUCUGUAUUACCAUUACCAGGGUUCUUGCGACCCAAGUCCAGCGAGUCCGAGCACGGGACAAUUAUUCGCGAUGUUUCGCUCCGAAUUGGUGGGUCGGGUAGUGGAAAGACAACACUGCUACAUGCGUUGGUUGGUAGAUUGGCAAACCUGCCUGUCACUGCGGGACAAGUCAAGUACGAGCCUGCUGGUAUUUCACUCAGCGCGAAAGAAUCGGUCGCUCUGUCGGCACGAAAGAUGAAAGACCGCAUUGGGUUUGUGAGACAACAUGACUAUUUGCUUGAACACCUCACGGUUCGUGAAACCCUCGAUUAUGCAGCAGCACUCCGUCUUCCCUCCAGUAUCUCUUCAUCAACCCGUCGCUUAAUCGUCGACCAAACCAUUCGCGAACUCGGAUUAGGAGAUGCAGCUGAUACCGUCGGCAUAUCCGGGGGCGAGCGCCGCAGACUCACAAUCGCCCUCUCGCUCAUAUCUCUCCCCUCCAUUCUGGCGCUUGACGAACCCACGACGGGGUUAGACGCAUUCACCGCAUAUGCCCUCCUCCAAACUUUAUCUUCCCUCGCCCGAAAAGGAAGGACGGUGAUCAUGAGUGUCCACCAGCCCCGCUCGGACGCAUGGGAGCUCUUUGAUCGAAUCGUGGUGCUCAGCAAGGGUGACGUCGUAUUCGCCGGCAGACGGGACAAAUGUCUGGGCUGGUUUGAAGAUAUGGGAAUGGGGAGUCCCGGAGAUCGGACGGAGGGAUGUGAGGAUGUGGCCGAAAAGGGUAGUAUUAACGUAGAAGCGGACGGCGGAACGGGCGUAAAUCCGUUGGACUGGUUGAUCGAUAUCUGUAGUGUCGAUCCUCGAGACCAAGGUUCUAUACAGCGUGUCACCAGGCUCAUCCAAGGAUGGAAAGAUGGAGGCAAGGUUAUAGCCGAUGAACAUAGCCCCUCUCGCCAAUCUGGUAUUCUAUCCGAUGUGAUUCAACGAGUACCGUCUGUUCAACCGCAAGAGCAAGAUGUGCUAUACGCCAAUGUGCAACAAAAUGAGGAUCAACCAGGUUCUCGGCCUCAAGCGCUUGAACGGCCCGGGUGGAUUAGGCAAACUGUUGUACUCACCAGUCGAGCAACAAAAGGCGUCUUUCGUGAUUAUGCUCAACUCCUAGGAUUUGCCUGUCAAAGUAUUGGAAUUGCCGUUUUAUUGGGCAUCACGUUCUUGCGUUUGGGAGAGAGUCCUUCCGAUAUCCAAUCCCUGAAGACUCUCAGUUACCAGCACGCCCCUUGUUACUUUUACCUGACGCUUAUAUACGCGAUAUACAAAUUUUGCGAGACGGACCUGGUCAUAUUUGAUAGGGAGCGCGAGGAUCAUCUUUACCAAGUCGUCCCAUGGCUUAUUUCGGAGUAUACAUCUACUUUGCCGCUGCAUACUAUUUCGUCCGGGCUAUUCGCCAUAAUUCUAUAUUUCCUAACAAACAUGAGGACCGAGGACCUUGCGGCCAAUUUGUUUAUUUUUAUUGCCGAGUGCGUACUUGUCCAGCUGGGAACCGUUGGAUUCGCAUUGUUGGCUGCGAGUUUGCAGAGGACAUAUGCGCAAGCAAGUCUCAUGGCGAAUGGGCUAUCGAUUUUCUUCUUGCUGACUGCAGGUUAUCUGUUGAUUCACCCACCAGUGUAUGUGGAUUGGGUCAAAUGGAUUUCGGUCUAUUAUUAUGGAUUCCGCGCCGUGGCGAUCAGCCAAUUCAAGAAUCGAACGUUCGCGUGCCCAGGAGUGGAGGGCGCAGCACGUAAUCAGUGUGAUGGCAAUCAAGUUUUGACAGGAUUGAGAAUCCCUGUUGACCAUGUCGUUGGUUAUUACUUUGCUGGGCUAGUAGGCUUGGCUGUUGCAUUCCCUUUUAUUGCCGGAAUUGUCUUAAGCGUAUACAAACCCGGUGGCACACGCUACGCUCGGAAAAUAGACCCAUCAGACGCUGGAAAAGGCCCCGCCGUACAUAGUGAUAUGGAUAUUUCUCGCCAGCGGAUCGAUGUGGAAGUCCGAAACCUAGGAUUGAAGUGGAUAAAGACUGGCCUUGUGACACGCAAAAAGACUGAGAAGCGAAUCCUAAACGAUGUACAUGCCGUGUUUCCGAGUGGACAGGUCACUGCUAUCCUGGGCCCUUCGGGGGCGGGGAAGAGCACGCUAUUGCAACUGCUGGCUUCGCGAAGGAUGAACGCAGGCGUGGGAUCAAGGUUCGAAUCUCAGGGAGAGAUCUUAUUCAAUGGUCGACCAGUCAAUAAAAAUACGAGAGAUCAAGUCGCGUUUGUUGAACAGGAAGAUGAUUAUCACCUACCCGCUCUGACGGCAAGUUUCUUUUCGAUUGUGUUGCACGUCAGGGAAACACUUCGUUAUGCAGCUAUCCUUCGGCUGCCAAAAGGCAUGUCUCGAAAAUCGAAAAUCGCAAGAGCGGAGGAAGUUAUGAAGAUGCUAGGGUUGGACUUGUGUGCAGAUAAUCUAGUGGGUGGCGAGCUCUUGAAGGGAAUAUCUGGAGGAGAAAAGAGGCGCUUGAGUUUGGCAGUUCAGAUGAUCAAUGAUCCUGCAAUAUUGAUUGUUGACGAGCCGACUAGUGGGCUCGACGCUCUGACAGCCAAUAAUGUUAUGAUCGCGUUGAACGAUAUCGCACGAAGCGGGCGUACCAUCAUCCUAUCUAUUCAUCAGCCUCGUUCUGACAUUUACGUGGAUAAACUCGACAACAUCAUUUUAUUAGUUAAAGGAGGUGAAGUUGCUUAUGCCGGGCCACGUUCCGAGGUUGGCCCCACUCUUACCUCUGCCGGACAUCCUAUUCCUCCGUUAUACAACCCAGCAGACUGGUUGUUGGAUCUUGCUUCGGUCGACUUGCGGAGGGAUCGGGAGGAAGCCACUCGCGAAAGGGUCGCAAAGCUUGUUAAACGCUGGGCAAAUACUCAUCGAGAAAUGAAGGAAUUAGAUUUGAAAGAUAGAGAAGAGGAUCUCGUGCAGGUUGGGGGUCCGGAGGAGAGGUUCACACCUAUGUGGAUCGCAUUGCCGUUGAUUGUCGAUCGUAUGACGAAGAAUUUGCAAGUCAACUCGUCGCCUCAUUCCAUUCAUAAAACUAAUGUAAUGCAGGUGGAGACAGCAAGCAGGCUACAGCAACUCCCGUUCCUCGGAGUAUUAUUCCUACUCUUUUAUCAGCGACUUAAGCAUGGUCCAUCUGGGGGGCAAGAUCGUAUUGGUUACUUUCAAGAAAUGGUAUCUCCGGUCGCAUUCGUUGGCCUUCUGAAUUGCAUUGCUAUUUUCCCCAAAGACCGUGAUUUAUACUUCCAUGAAUAUCGUUCGAGUGCUGCAUAUUCAGAAGCUACGUUUGUACUUGGAUUCACACUGGUGGCUCUUCCUAUGGAGAUUUUGGCCUCACUGUUGUUUACGGUUAUAACGAAUAUUGGUGCUGGGAUGCAGACAAGCCCACGCAUAUUUUUUGAGUACGCCUUUUCGAUUUUUGCGCUGCAGUCCAAUGGGGAGAGUUUUGGCAUGAUUUUUGCCUGCAUAACGAAUUCUCUGGGGUUAAGUGUAUCGUUGGUUUCGACUUUUAUCACAGUACUGGUGCAAUUAUCUGGAAUUAUAUCUGUUUCAAUUCCGACCUGGUUAUCCGAUAUUGCUUACGCCACUACGAUGAAGUACGCUGCACGAGUAAUUGCAGUCAAUGAAUCGGUCGGACUGAAACUUCACUGCUCCCCCGAGACGGUCCAGUCCGGUGAAUGCCUAGUUCAGAGCGGACAAGAGUUAUUGGAUCUCCUCGGCUUUUCGAACAACCUCAAAACUGGUCGAUAUCUGGGGAUCCUAGUUGCCUUGGCACUGGCAUACCGCGUGCUUGCUUGGUUCUUUGUUGUGCUCAAAAUCCGGCGGGGGUAA